Dibothriocephalus latus is the source of this 204-nucleotide messenger RNA. The record is from the annotation of a GenBank genome assembly. Lineage: Eukaryota; Metazoa; Platyhelminthes; Cestoda; Diphyllobothriidea; Diphyllobothriidae.
AUGAAUGACGGCUUCAUUGCCGAAAACUCGGCCAGGGUCGAUCACUGGCCUGAGAACUUCGAGCACCUCCCUACCUUUGAUAAGCAACCCAUCACACCCUCCCUCUGCUCCGCAGCUGUUUGUCCUCCCUCUCCAGCCAUCUGCAGUGUCGUGCGACCUCCCUUCCGAGGACAACACUGCCGAUGCAACGCAGAAGCUGCGUGA